Messenger RNA from Ricinus communis (castor bean), 2351 nucleotides. Its product is annotated as cellulose synthase-like protein E1. The transcript has 8 exons. Bases 59 to 2290 code for a protein of 743 amino acids. Gene Ontology annotation, biological process: cellulose biosynthetic process; plant-type primary cell wall biogenesis. Gene Ontology annotation, cellular component: trans-Golgi network; plasma membrane. The record is from RefSeq and is a predicted model, not a curated record. Lineage: Eukaryota; Viridiplantae; Streptophyta; Magnoliopsida; Malpighiales; Euphorbiaceae. Gene Ontology annotation, molecular function: cellulose synthase (UDP-forming) activity; mannan synthase activity.
AAUAGUGGUUAAGGGUGACAUUGGCAUCUCUCUCCACCUGUGAGAAGAGAUAAGAGAGAUGGGAAGCAACGAGUAUGUUCCAUUGUUUGAAACGAAAGAAGCUAAGGGAAGGGUCCUAUACAGGCUCUACGCUGGGUCUGUGGCUGGGGCUAUAUGUUUAGUAUGGACGUAUAGAUUGAGUCACAUGCCAAGAGAAGGAGAAGGAGAAGGAGAAGGAGAAGGAGAAGAGGGGAGAUGGGUCUGGAUUGGCUUGGUUGCAGCUGAGCUAUGGUUCAGUGUUUACUGGGUCUUCACUCAAGCCGCUAGGUGGAACCGAGUUUACAGGUUCCCUUUCAAGGACAGGCUCUCUCAUAGAUAUGAAAAUAACUUGCCACAAGUGGAUAUAUUUGUGUGCACCGCAAACCCUAUGAUAGAGCCACCUGCAAUGGUGAUUAAUACUGUAUUAUCAGUGAUGGCUUACGAUUAUCCAUCAGAAAAGCUGAGUGUGUAUCUGUCUGAUGAUGGUGGCUCUGUUCUUACAUUCUAUGCUCUUUUAGAGGCCUCCAAGUUUGCAAGACAAUGGAUACCCUUCUGUAAUAAAUUUAAGGUGGAACCAACAUCUCCCUCGGCUUAUUUUCGCUCCAAUUCUUCCACUCCUCCUCAAUCUACUCGGUUUAAUAUGGAGUUUGGAGCUAUUAAGAAAUUAUAUGAAGAAAUGGAAGCUCGAAUUGAAACUGCGACAAGGCUUGGUAGAAUUCCUGAAGAAGCACGAUACAAUCAUAAAGGAUUUUCUGAGUGGGAUUCGUCCUCUUCACAACGUGAUCAUGGCACCAUCCUUCAAAUUCUGAUGGAUGGGAAAGAUGUAGAUGCAAGAGAUGCUGAUGGGUUUGCAUUGCCUACUCUGGUAUACCUCGCUAGAGAGAAGAGACCUCAGCAUCCCCACAACUUCAAGGCUGGGGCCAUGAACGCACUAAUAAGGGUGUCGUCGAAGAUUAGCAAUGGAGACGUUAUCCUUAAUGUAGACUGCGAUAUGUACUCUAACGAUUCACUAUCAGUGCGGGAUGCCCUCUGCUUCUUCAUGGAUGAAAAGAAGAGCCAUGACAUUGCUUUUGUACAAUUCCCGCAGGAUUUUGACAACAUAACUAAAAAUGAUGUUUAUGGUAGUUUACUUUUAGUACCUCGCAAUGUGGAAUUGCAUGGUAUGGAUGGUUUUGGAGGCCCUUUAUACAUUGGAACUGGAUGUUUUCACAGGAGAGAUGCCCUUUGUGGAAGAAAGUUCACUAAAGAUUGCAAGUUUGAAUGGAACAGAGAUGACGGUAACAAGAAGCAACAGAGUGUACACGAAAUAGAAGAAGAAGCAAAGCCUCUUGCAAGCUCUACUUAUGAGCAAAACACUGCAUGGGGAAAUGAGAUGGGAUUGAAAUACGGGUGCCCAGUAGAAGAUGUGAUUACAGGGUUGUCAAUCCAUUGCAAAGGAUGGAAAUCUGUGUAUUUGAAUCCAGAAAGGAAGGCCUUCUUAGGUAUUGCCCCGACCACCUUGCCUCAGUCAUUGUUGCAGCACAAAAGAUGGUCCGAAGGUCAUUUGCAGGUUUUCCUUUCUAAGCAUAGCCCUGCAUAUGCAAAUGGAAAGAUUAGUCUCGGCCUGCAAUUGGGUUAUUGCAUCUAUAACCUUUGGGCUCUAAACUGCUUGGCAACCCUUUAUUACACCAUCUUUCCUUCAGUAUAUCUCCUUAAAGGCAUAUCCUUGUAUCCCCAGGUCUCAAGCCCAUGGCUCCUUCCAUUUGCUUAUGUGAUAUCAGCCAAGUACAUUUACAGCUUAGCUGAAUACUUGUCUUCUGGAGGCACGUUGCUUGGCUGGUGGAAUGCGCAGAGGAUGUGGCUGUACCUCAGAACAAGCUCCUUCCUCUUUGCCUUCAUUGACACCACUUUAAAGAAGCUAGGAUUUACAGAUUCAACAUUCGUAAUCACUGCCAAAGUUGCUGAUGAAGAUGUGUUGCAACGAUAUGAAAAGGAGAUGAUGGAGUUUGGGACUUCAUCUCCAAUGUUCACAGUAUUAGCUACACUUGCCAUGCUCAAUCUGGUUUGCUUUGUUGGAGUGAUGAAGAAAGUGAUCCUGAGUGAAAGUACUCUCAGGCAUUACUAUGAGACAAGGCCUUGUCAGUUUCUUCUCUGUGGGUCUCUGGUUCUCAUCAACUGGCCUUUGUACCAGGGCCUUUUCCUAAGGAAGGACAAGGGCAAGUUACCAGGUUCUCUAGCUGUAAAAUCAUUUGUAUUUGCUUUUAUUCUCUGUACCAGUUUCAGGUUCCUGUGAUAAUUUCUCCGUUCUUUCUGUUGGACAAGAUUAAUUAUAUAUACAGUUAUAAUUUCCUUUA